Messenger RNA from Dermochelys coriacea (leatherback sea turtle), 1711 nucleotides. It is a transcript of the gene HMGN1, whose product is annotated as high mobility group nucleosome binding domain 1. The record is from RefSeq and is a predicted model, not a curated record. NCBI's taxonomy places the organism in Eukaryota, Metazoa, Chordata, Testudines, Dermochelyidae. Gene Ontology annotation, biological process: chromatin organization. Gene Ontology annotation, molecular function: nucleosomal DNA binding. The transcript has 6 exons. Gene Ontology annotation, cellular component: chromatin; nucleus. The coding region runs from base 292 to 615 and encodes 107 amino acids.
CCCUGGAGUCAGCCACAGGGCCCGCCCAGGGACUUCGAAAGCAGCCCCGCGGGAGACUCGGCCCAAUGGGCGUGCGCGGCCGCCAGUGAAUGGGACGCGCCCCCUCCCUGCUAAUCCGGCUGGAUCCUGUUGCAGCACCGCUGGCGCUGCUGGGAUGGGGGAAGGGCGGGCGAGCGAGCUCCCACCACUGCGCAGCGAGACGAAGAUUCACGCACAGGCAGCAGCCGCUCGCGGGGAGCAGCAGAGACCUCAGCUGGACCAGCGAGUUGUUGGUCGGAACCACCGCGCGUCAUGCCGCGGAGAAAGGUGAACGCGGCCGAAGCGGAGGCGCGGGAGGAGCCCAAGAGGCGGUCUGCGCGCCUGUCAGCUAAACCUACCCCCGCCAAAGCCGAGCCCAAACCAAAGAAGGCGGCGGCGGCAGCAGCCGCAGCAAAGGAUAAAUCUGAGGACAGGAAAGCUCAAUCAAAGGGGAAAAAAGGACCAAAAGGAAAACAGAUUGAGGGGACUAAUCAAGAAGAAACAAAAGACAACUUGCCUGCAGAAAAUGGAGAAAUUAACAGUGUGGAGGUUCCAGGGUCUGAUGCAGCGAGAGAGAAAGAAGCCAAGUCUCAGUAAUAUCUCUACCAAGCCUUUUAUCAGUGGUCCCAGUACCUACCUUCCUUGUACAAUUCAGAGGAAUAUUUUUAUCAACUAUUUUGUAAAUGCAAGUUUUUUAGUAGUUCUAGAAAACACACUUUUUUAAAAAGGAGGGAGUCCUACCACAUCCCUUUUUUUUAAUUAACAUAAUUAGAUAAGUGUAAAUGCUUUUCUUUUUAAAGAUGUAAAAUCAUAUACUGGUUGUCUGUUUUCUGUGUAGCCAGAAAUUAAUGGAAUGUUAGAUUAGGGAGAGGCUUUGAACUUCUGAUUACACUUAACAUUCCAUAGGCUGUGAGGGACAGUUUUUAUAUCCUGUUAAGUGAGGCAUGACACGGAUCAAACUUUGAAAAUGUCUUAACAUUUUACUCAUCUAUAUCCACUGUAUCUAUAGAGUUACUUCUGUAAUGAAACUUCUCCUUGGUGUUGGAUCUCCCUUUCAGAAUUGUGUAUUAUCUGUGACUGUUAUUUUUAGUAGUGGUAGUGUUAUUUUUGUCAAUAACUUUGUAACUGUGCUGUGAAAGAUUGGAAGCCUUUAUUGUAUGUGGUGAGUGUGAUGUUACUGAGCACUGGUCUACACUACAGACUUAGGUCAGUAUAACUAUGUUGCUCAAGGGUUUGGAAAAUCCACCUUCCUAAGCGACGUAGUUAUACCAAACGAACUCCCAAUGUAGACAGAGCUAUGUCAAUGGAAGGGCUUCUCCCAUCAACAUAGCUACUGCUGCUCGGGGAGGCGGAGAAGAGAAGCUCUCCUGUCGACAUAGGUAGCAUCUUCUCUAAGUGUUACAGCAGCACAACUCCAGCUGUGCUCCUGCAGUGCUGCAAGUAUAGGCAAGACCUAAAUAGGUGGAACUUUCUGUAUAACAGAUCUAACUUCACAUGACCGUAUUCAAGAUACUGGUACAUCAUGUCCAAUUUUAAAGGGCAGUUUGUCAACACAGGUUAAGAUGAAAAAUCACUGGAAUAAUGGUUUAAGAGUAAAAAUAUACAAGAAUAAAAAAUUAUACAAAUUGUUCAUGGUGUGUCUAUGUACUGAACACCAAACAAGAGCCAAUAAAAUCUUGGUUAUAAAAGGACA